Diaporthe batatas is the source of this 1080-nucleotide messenger RNA. RefSeq lists its product as uncharacterized. Bases 1 to 1080 code for a protein of 359 amino acids. Gene Ontology annotation, molecular function: glycosyltransferase activity. Gene Ontology annotation, cellular component: membrane. The record is from RefSeq and is a predicted model, not a curated record. Lineage: Eukaryota; Fungi; Ascomycota; Sordariomycetes; Diaporthales; Diaporthaceae. The transcript has a single exon.
AUGUCUAUGAGCAAAGUGUACAGAGAUAAUCGAAGGGUGCCGCCUAUUAUUGCGCUUGUUACGAUAUGUCUGCUCUGGUGGUUUAUGGACCCUUCCGCGAGAUCUAACGUACCAUCGUGGAAUGGCGCAGCACUGCCCGCUGAGGGCGGAAGCAAUGAAGGCGUUACACACUCAACCCUGGAUGAUGCUGUACAAUCACAGAGUCCAGGCCGUGACGACGCAAAAACUUUGACGGAUGACGACGUCCUGCUCAUCCUAAAGACGGGAUCAACAGUGCUCUGGAGGAGACUGCCCAUCCAUCUUUCUACGACUCUCGCACCAAACCGUGUCAAGCCUAAUGGUACGGUCAUAUACUCAGACGCAACAGCUAAGAUAGGCACCCACAACGCCAUCGACAUCCUGGCACAGUUGCCCAAAUCCGUGAAGGACUCUCCAGCCUUCGAGCUGUAUCACGCCAUUCGAGACUGGGAUGAGACCAACUACUACCUUGAGCAGACAGGCCUACCCGGCGACGUCGACUUCCAAGAAGGUCCCCCAGGAGGUUGGCGGCUGGACAAGUACAAAUUCCUCCCUAUGAUCCAGCACGCCGGGAAGGAAUGGCCGCAUGUAAAGUGGUACAUAUACACAGAGGAUGACACCUACUUGUUCCUGCCGAACAUCCUGUUGUACCUAUCCGAGUUCGAUCACAGCCAGAGCCACUACAUUGGUGGGCUCGGUGAGAAGCUGGGCACAACCUUCGCUCACGGUGGCUCUGGUUUCGCGCUCUCCCGUGGUGCAUGGGAGAAAUCUUUCGGUCGAGGCGGGGAUCUAGUCACCAAGUACCAGGGCUUUGUGGAAGAGGCUUGCUGCGGCGACUACGCUUUAGGCAAGGUGCUCAACGACUAUGGAGUCUGGUUUGGGGACGACAAGGACGACAGGACUGAUGGAGGCUCAUGGGGCUUCAAUGGACUGCCUCAUUGGAAGAUCGAGUUUUCCAGGGAGAAUUGGUGUAAGCCGGUUCUCACAUGGCACCACGCCCACAGCCGUGAUAUUGCUCGGUAUUAUGAGCUAGAGCAAUCCUGGGACUUCAGUGUGAGUUAA